AUGAUGCAGUGCCCGAUGAUCUCCGUUGCUUUCGACAAGUACGACAAGGUGCUGAUUCUCACCGCGAAUGAUGACACGCUGAAGCCGCAGAAGGAGACGCUUUUGACCAGCUGUGGUUUCGACGUUGACGAUUCCCGCUUCAUGAUCAAGGGCUGCCAGGAUGUUCCUGGCUUCGACGCGGUUGCAAAAGGUGAGAAGGUCGACGUCGACUACGUGCAGCCGGGCAUUGUCUAUAUGGUCAAGCAGAUCCUCAAGAAGAACGCAUCGAUCCGUGCCAUUCUGCUCGAGUGCACAGAGCGCUUUGGCCGUGGUAGCCAGAGUUUGCCGACCUUUGAGGUGUUUUUUCAGUGUUAUGUUGUGUCUGAUUUCAAUUAA
Molecule: messenger RNA, 375 nt
Organism: Symbiodinium necroappetens
Lineage: Eukaryota; Dinophyceae; Suessiales; Symbiodiniaceae
Source: the annotation of a GenBank genome assembly